GGCCGGAGGGGUCUUCACCGGCCUUGACAUUGGCGGCCGCCGCAGUGCCUGGACGGGCCGUCUCGCCGCUCGGGCGUGGGGCUGCGGCUUGCCCGCGGCCGGAGCGGGGCGGGGGCGAAGGGGCGGCGGGGAGGGGGCGGCCGUGCCGGCAGGCGUUCGCCAGGGGCACCCCUUGCGGCCUAAGGCCCCUGCGGGCCGGCAGCCGCCGCCGCCUUCCCCCUCCGUCGCCUGUGGCAACGGGCGAAGCCGCGGCGGGGCCUGGCGCAAAGGCCGGGUCCGCGGUCCAAGGCCCGGGCAGCGCCUUGGCCGGGUUGUGGGACUUGGGUCCGCCCCGUCCCGUGGUGCCAUGGCCGCUGAGGUGGUGGUUGUGGGAUCCUGUAUGACCGACCUGGUCAGCCUUACUACGCGAUUGCCAAGAGCUGGAGAAACCAUCCUCGGACAUAAGUUUUUCAUUGGUUUUGGUGGGAAAGGAGCCAACCAGUGUGUCCAGUCUGCUCGACUUGGGGCCAAGACCUCACUGAUCUGCAAGGUUGGGACGGAUUCUUUUGGCAAUGAUUAUGUUGAAAACUUGAAGAAGAACAGUAUUUCUACAGCAUUUGUAGGUCAGACUACAGAUGCUGCUACUGGAACUGCUUCAAUAAUUGUCAACAGCGAAGGACAGAACGCUAUUGUAAUAGUCCCAGGAGCCAACCUGCUUUUAAGUUUUGAAGACCUGAAGAGGGCUUCUGAUGUAAUCCGUAAAGCCAAAGUGGUUGUUUGCCAGCUAGAAAUAACCCCUGCUGUUUCUCUUGAAGCUCUGAAAAUGGCACGUGCCAGUGGAGUAAAGACUUUAUUUAAUCCAGCUCCAGCCCUUGCUGACCUAGACCCACAAUUUUAUACCCAUUCUGACAUCUUCUGCUGCAAUGAAACUGAGGCAGAAAUUUUAACGGGCAUCCCAGUUGGCAACCUUGAAGAUGCUGAAAAGGUGGGACACAUGCUGUUAGAAAGAGGGUGUAAGCUCGUAAUUGUUACUCUUGGAGCAGAAGGCUGCAUGAUGAUAUCAGUAGAAGAACCCAUUCCAAAGCACGUUCCUGCUGGGAAGGUCAGGGCUGUGGACACUACGGGAGCUGGAGACAGUUUUGUGGGAGCACUGGCCUUCUACCUGGCUUACUAUCCCAAGUUACCCAUGGAGGAAAUGAUCAGGAAGUCUAACUGCGUCGCAUCAGUGAGCGUCCAGGCACCGGGGACACAAUCUUCAUAUCCUUACAGGAAGGACUUGCCUCAGGACCUUUUCUAAUUGACAUUGUCUAGCUCAAGAUACUGAUUUUAUCUUAUCCCAGACAGCGUUGUUAUUCUGACUGCACUGAGGUUCUCCUCUGCUGACUGGAAAGGCUAGGAAAUCUCUUUGCUUCUUAUAUGGGGAGUCCUCUUAGUUCCUGUUGUACAACAGUAAGAUGGGGUGGGAGUGGUGGGCCUUUCAAACACCACACAGCAGGGCUCUCUGGCCCCACACAUACCUGUCAGGCUCGCGGCCAUCCCACACAACACCCUCUACCGAACCACGCGAAGUUCACAGCAGAACACCUGAGGGUAUUGGGCUCCUGGCAACAUUUUUACUUUAUUUUAUCAGAACUCCUGACACGCAAUGGCAGGACACGAAGCAGAGCCUUAGCUUUGGGAUUGCAACUGCAGCCCUCAGCUGCAGGCGCCACAGCCAGCAUCUGGCUGGAGACAAGGCACCGUAUAGCCAGCCCUGGGCCACCUGCCUCAGAGGUGGGCGCUCUGCCAGGCUGCGGGAGUGCCCUCGAACUGGAAAGAGAGGAGGGCUAAUGAGGUAGACUUUGAAAAAUGGUUCUAGCCCCAUUGCUCUAAACAUAGCUGAGCUAAUUAAAGAAGAAAAACUUCCAAAACCAUCAAGAGAACUACAUUCGCUAUCUGCUUCCUUCAUGCUUGACAAAAAUCCAGGAGUGAAAAGUCCACCUGCCUACCUGACUGAAAAUAACAUAGCCCUUCCAGCCGUGGUCUUAGCUUAUCCCAAAGCUCCUCUUAUUUCACCAGGCUUCCAUUGCUUCUUCCUUUCCUAGGAAGGAGCUGGUGCAACACUACCCCUCCAAGGAAUGACACCAACUCGCGGUCACUACUGUUGAAUCUGUGGCCUGUAGGUUAGAAAAACUUGCAACCCUGCCAUUGAACUCCUGCUGUGGAAAAUGUGAAUUUUUAUUGCCUUAUAAAACAAUAGUUCCUUUGAAGAUUACAGCCUCUUUCACAAUGGAAAACACAGACAAUGGGAUUUGCUAUUUGAUUUUUUUUAAUUGAGUACUGUAAAAAUAACUCAAAAGAUAAAUAAAUGUUACUGUGAUGAUCUAUGUCCAGA
Messenger RNA from Phalacrocorax carbo (great cormorant), 2353 nucleotides. Lineage: Eukaryota; Metazoa; Chordata; Aves; Suliformes; Phalacrocoracidae. The record is from RefSeq and is a predicted model, not a curated record.